This is a messenger RNA of Macrosiphum euphorbiae (potato aphid), 1230 nucleotides long. NCBI's taxonomy places the organism in Eukaryota, Metazoa, Arthropoda, Insecta, Hemiptera, Aphididae. The record is from the annotation of a GenBank genome assembly.
AUGGACUCAAUUAAUGUACUCAAAUAUAUGGAGAAAAGACAACUUGGCUAUACCGGAUUGAAAAGCAAAUUGAGUGACAUGCUUAUUGGACAAAUGGGUUAUAUACCUCAAACAAAUGAUAACACACACAAUAUAUAUUGUGUUGGAAAAACUUAUGCUUGUAAGUUCAGUAGGAACAAAAACAAUUUACACAUAGUUGGUGUUUCAACUGAUUACGGAGAAAUAAUUGUUCAAAAUACUAUAGGUCAUUACAAUGACCAGAACAAAGAGUUUAAAAGACAUACUGUACACAUCUCUUCUAUUUUUGACUUUGCAUGGGCUGAGCCACAAAUGAAAUUAAUAACGGCCUGUAGAGAUGGAAUUUCAAAAUUAUGUAAUUUAAGCCCAUCAGGGGUACUCGCUGAAGAAAGAGUAUUUAUUCAUAAUUCUUCUGUUAAAAGUGUUAUGUUUUGCCCUGGAUCUUCAGAUGUAUUUUGUGUUGGAUGCCAAGAUGGUUCAGUAAAAAUCUGGGAUGCACGUUUAAAUAAUGAUCGAAUCGUUUUGGAGUGCGAUUCUGGAACAAGAUUAAACAAGAUUACCUCAAAAAAAAGUGUUGGACUAUCUUCUGUAAUAUUUAAAACUGAUCAAACUGUUUUAUCUUGUUGUUCCAUGGACCAAUACAUAAAUUUAUGGGAUUUACGUAAAAGUUACAGCCAAGUAAACGGUAAUAAAGAACAUCAACCACUCAUGAAAUAUUUUAAUGAAAUGACAAUGCCAAUAAAAAUUUAUGGUUAUAUAAAUAUAAUAACAAAUCCUCAAUCUACUUUAAUGUAUGCGAGUGGUAUAAAUAAUGUUAUUUACUGUUAUUCAUUGGAUUCUACAGAAACAAAUCCAAUAUGCAAAUACUAUGGUCAUUUAAAUAGAACUUGGUUCUCCAAAAUUAGUAUUAGUCAUGACGGCCGUUAUCUAUUUAGUGGUUGUCGGGAAAAUGGCGGCUAUAUUUGGUUGACAGAUUUUCCAUAUAAUAUAAAUCCAAUGUUUAAAAUAAACAAAUAUGAUAAGAAAUUUCAUAAAAUGGAUUUGAAAGCUUCAGACUGGUGUGCAGAUUCAACAAGUACUAAAUUGGUAACAAGCAGUAAUUCAAUGCCAAUGGUGUGGUCAAUACUUACCCAUGAACAAAAAAAAUUUGAAAAAUAUUCAAUUUGUCCAACACUUUGGUAUAAAUCAAGAAAAUCUUCAGUGAAAAUCUGA